AUGUCCAAAGAGUUUAACCUCGACUCUCCUUCUGGCAAGGAAUUUAGCCGUUCACUAAGUAACGUCGAGACCGCAAAGAGCCAUGGCGUCCAACGCAGUCGUUUGCGCUCCAUUUUCAUAGUCAUCACUUGCACCGCCGCAAUGGUCGUCAAUAUAUCUAAUACCACCUCUGUCUCCAUCUCGCUCCCUACAAUCGAGAAGGACUUAGUAAUCGAGGAAGAGCAACUUCAGUGGCUCGUAUCCGCCUAUUCCCUCAGUUCUGGUUGCCUUCUUUUGUUCUUUGGCAGAUUGGCGGAUCUUUACGGACGAAAAAGGGCGUUUAUGCUUGGUACUCUUUGCCAGGUUGCCUUUUCUCUUGGUUGUGGCUUUGCACAAGAUGGUCUCACUCUCGCCGUCUUGCGUGGCUUCCAAGGCGUUGGUGGCGCUGCUACAAUACCAUCCGCACUCGGUAUCUUAGCGCAUGCCUUCCCUCCAUCAAGAGCGCGUUCAACGGCAUUCGCUACCUUUGCAGCAGGUGCUCCCGUCGGGGGCGCAUUUGGCAUGCUUAUCGGCGGUGUCCUGACUCAACUGACCUCGACGCAUUGGCGCUCUGUAUUUUAUAUGGCUGCAGCGACUUCAGCUCUCAUUGGAGUUUCCGGUCUCAUUUCAUUCGAUGCUGACAUUCCAUCGGCGGAACUUGUCAAACGUGUUGACUGGAUCGGCGCUUCGCUUAUCACAAUUGGAUUGGUUUUGAUUGUAUUCGUACUCGGUCAAGGAGAAAUUGCUUCGGAUGGCUGGAAAACCCCAUAUAUCAUCGCGCUCCUUAUCCUUGGGGUUAUCAUGGUUGCACUAUUCCUGGUUUGGGAGUGGAGGCUAGAACGAAUCCUCGACGAGGAUCCAUCAAGAGCGACAUCCAUGUGGACACCGCCGCCGCUUAUGAAGCUCUCGCUCUGGGCUAGGGCAAGAGGUCGCAUGGCUGUCAUUCUUGUUAUCGCAUUCCUCAAUUGGAGUGCUUUCAUUGGCUGGAGCUUCUGGGUGCAGUUGUAUUAUCAAAACUACCUGUUGUUAUCACCGGUCAAAACUAUGAUCCGAUUCAUUCCCAUGUUUAUCGUUGGCUGUUUAUGCAACUUUUUCGUGGCAAUGGUCGUCGCAAGACUGCCCAUAGUUAUUUUUGUAGGCAAGUUCACCGGAUCGCUUUUGACGGCAACCGCCGCCAUGCUAUUUGCCCUGAUCGACCCAUCUGUGACAUACUGGGCCUUCUCUUUCCCAUCCACAAUUCUCAUCGUGUUCGGCGCCGACUUUGUGUACUCCUCUGGUACGAUCUUCAUCGCCAAAACCUCACUCCCACACGAACACAGCACGGCCGGCGCACUAUUCCAGACUAUGACACAGGCAAGUUCCAUCGGUACCGCAUUCGGUCUAACUAUAUCCACCAUAGUGUUCAACACCGCGGUCGAUAGCGAGUCUGCCAAAUUGGGCGUCACCGUCAACGCUAGUGGCACCAACGCCCCCAUGUCCGCGCAACUCGUGGGAUAUAAAGAUGCGCAAUGGACCUCCGUUGCAUUUGCCUUGAUGGGUGCGCUACUGGGAGCGCUUUUCCUCUACAGUGUUGGUAUCGUCGGACACCAGAGGGUUAUUAGACAUGUUGAUUCUGAUGAGACUAUGGCUGCUCGGCAUGAAUCUAUCGACGACGAGAUACCUCCUAGGCCCAAUUAA
Molecule: messenger RNA, 1695 nt
Organism: Suillus bovinus
Lineage: Eukaryota; Fungi; Basidiomycota; Agaricomycetes; Boletales; Suillaceae
Product: major facilitator superfamily domain-containing protein
Exons: 11
Coding region: 1-1695 (564 amino acids)
Biological process (GO): transmembrane transport
Cellular component (GO): membrane
Molecular function (GO): transmembrane transporter activity
Source: RefSeq, a predicted model, not a curated record